AUCGCGUGCUCAAUUCAGCAAAGUGAUUGCUGGAGCUGGAGUGGUCCUCAUACAAUGAAUUUACAAUUUUUCUAUUCGCAAUCAAACUGAUUAAAAUUGAUGUUUCUCUUUUCAAUUUUGCGCUGAGCUGCUGCAUUGAUAGGACUCGGAGAAUGGUGAAGCCCAAAAUUGCUCCAUCUAUGCUUUCAUCGGACUUUGCUAAUUUGGCGGCCGAGGCGGACCGGAUGCUCCGCUACGGCGCAGAUUGGCUGCACAUGGACAUAAUGGACGGUCACUUUGUGCCAAACCUUACUAUUGGUGCUCCAGUUAUUGAGAGUCUGAGAAAGCACACAGAUGCUUAUUUGGAUUGCCACCUAAUGGUCACAAAUCCAAUAGAUUAUGUUGAACCAUUAGGCAAAGCUGGGGCAUCUGGCUUUACUUUUCACGUGGAAGCUGCCAAAGAAAAUUGGCAAGAACUUAUACACCGGAUCAAGUCAAAGGGCAUGCGGCCUGGUGUUGCCUUAAAGCCUGAAACCCCAAUUGAAGAAGUGUAUUCGUUGCUUGAAGCUAAAGAUCCCGUGGAGAUGGUUCUUGUUAUGACUGUGCAACCUGGAUUUGGCGGGCAAAAGUUUAUGCCAGAAAUGAUGGAUAAGGUACGUUCUCUACGAAAGAAGUAUCCAUCACUUGAUAUAGAAGUAGACGGUGGUUUAGGACCUUCAACCGUUGAUCUGGCCUCAUCAGCUGGAGCAAACUGCAUUGUGGCUGGAAGUUCUGUGUUCGGAGCUUCAUAUCCGGCUCAAGUUAUAUCACAGCUGCGCAAGAGCGUCCAGGAUACCCAGGCAGGCUGUAAAAAGUAAUUGAUUUUCGUCAUCAUGCAAUGUUGUAUACGCUAUGAGUUGCAUGGUAAUUUAAUAACAUCCAGCAUUUUUUAUAAUACUUGUAUCUAUGUUGCUGGCAUAAGUUAUAAGCUUGUGAUCCAUGAAGAUAAAGAUUUGGAACAUAGUUUAGAAAGAAA
Messenger RNA from Sesamum indicum (sesame), 994 nucleotides. The record is from RefSeq and is a predicted model, not a curated record. NCBI's taxonomy places the organism in Eukaryota, Viridiplantae, Streptophyta, Magnoliopsida, Lamiales, Pedaliaceae.